ACUUCUCAAGAAAGUAGAAAUAUAAGCGAUUCGACAAGAGCUUAAAAUAUGAAAUGGAGGGACAUAUGUGGACUUUUAUUCACUACUAGCUCGUAUUAAGAAGACCACAUACGCGUUAAUCGGGCUAAAUUGGUAACAUCAUCAUCGUCAAAUAAUAGGCCAAUAUGCACUUGGCAACUUGGCGUGUAUCAGUAUGUAUGACUCUUUCGCAAUCACAAACCAAAAAAAAAAAAAAAAAAAAAAAAAAUAUAAAAACCAAAUAAACUUUCACAUAGAUGUGAUCACCAUUACUCUCAUUUCACCCCUUUAUUUUGCCGUCUCUUUUCUCUUUCUUCUUCCUUUGAAAAACCCCUCAAAUAAGCCGGCUACAGUAUCCAAUUGAAUGAAUUGAUCAUCUUGAUUGAAUUUGUAUUCGGUUGAUUAUAGAUUGAGUCACUAAUUUAUCUGUAUUUUGUCAAUAGUGGGUAAUUGAAGGUUCAAUUUUUCUGGGGUUCGAUUAAUUCAGGUGCACUUGACCCAAUCACUUGUUCUAUCAAUUUUUGAUCUGAUUCUGAGUUUAAAUUGGUGGGUUUUGAUCCAAUUUGGGGAUGAACUUCUGGGUUUAUGAUUAAUUUUAGUUUCUGUGAGAAUUUGAUCAUCUGGGGUUGAAUUGGAUUGAGUUUUUCAGAUGGUAUAUCAAAAUUCUUCUGUUGAUCAAUCUAGUGCGAUGACAGUUUCAAUGAGUCUUACUGAUACAUACAUGAAAUCAAAGCAAAGCAAUCAGUUUUCGAAGAAUCGAAAAAUACCCAAUUCAUCUAAUCAUCAGAAUUCUUCUAGUUGUUGUGAAUCUCGUUUUGCUGUUCUUGAUAUGAUUAUGUUGAUUUCUGCAAUUGGGGCAAUAGGGUUUUUGCUGUUUCCCUAUGUUAGUUUUACAUAUAUGAAAGUUGCUGAGAUUGGUGCUUUAGUUUGUUCAAUUCCGAAAGAUGAGAUAUAUGAGAAUCCUGUUAUUUAUGGGUCAUUGGCGCUUAGUAUGGUGUGCGUAGGAAUGGCUGCUUGGGGGAUUGUGAUGUGCACGACUCGAAAGUGUGGGAAUUCGGGUUGUCGUGGUCUUUGGAAGGCUGCUGAAUUUGAUAUACAGCUUGAGACUGAGGAAUGUGUAAAGAACUCGAAUUCAAUGGCAAAGGAUGGUGUUAACAGGGGUUUGUUUGAAUUGCCCCGUGAUCAUCAUCGCGAAUUGGAAACUGAGCUUAAGAAGAUUGCACCCCCGAAUGGAAGGGCUGUUCUUGUGUUUCGCGCUAGGUGUGGAUGUUCUGUUGGUAGGAUGGAAGUUCCCGGUCCGAGGAAGGCUCGAAAGAUCAAGAAAUAGAUUGUGGUUGUACUCUUUGAUUCAUGAAUAUACUCAAUAGAAAAGUUGAAUAGCACAGAGGUGUUUGUUUUUAAAUAAAGUUGAUGCUAAUAAGUUGUAAGAACUACAUACAUACAGUUGGUCAUGGUUACAGUGAAAGGCUUGUUCGUGUUGAAUAUUUUCGUGUUUGGUGUAAUUCAGUUUCAUUGUGGUUCGGAUUGAGGAAGAAGCAAGCGAAAAAAAACUCAUGCUUUUGGUGCAAAAUCAAUUUGAAGUUUUCUUCAUUUUUAGCUCCCUUGUCAACUCUAUACAUAAGACAUGCUGUAAAGUUGUGUUCUACUAUAGUGUUGUUUAGCUGUCACAUUCUUCAAAACCAGCUUGUUUUUGGUUUGAUCAAAGUGUGGUGUUCAGGCAACCUUUACAUUAGUCUGUAUUAAUAUAUAAAGGAUUUUGCACUGAUAAAGAAUUAAAGAGAAUCAUUUUUCAGAUUGAUCA
This is a messenger RNA of Chenopodium quinoa (quinoa), 1819 nucleotides long. RefSeq lists its product as uncharacterized. The record is from RefSeq and is a predicted model, not a curated record. Bases 668 to 1345 code for a protein of 225 amino acids. NCBI's taxonomy places the organism in Eukaryota, Viridiplantae, Streptophyta, Magnoliopsida, Caryophyllales, Amaranthaceae. The transcript is spliced from 2 exons.